Messenger RNA from Nasonia vitripennis (jewel wasp), 1530 nucleotides. RefSeq names its product gustatory receptor 18 (gene Gr18). Gene Ontology annotation, biological process: sensory perception of taste. Lineage: Eukaryota; Metazoa; Arthropoda; Insecta; Hymenoptera; Pteromalidae. The record is from RefSeq and is a predicted model, not a curated record. The coding region runs from base 1 to 1530 and encodes 509 amino acids. Gene Ontology annotation, cellular component: membrane; dendrite; neuronal cell body. The transcript has 8 exons.
AUGACAUUAGCAACCACCAAGAUCUCUGAGUGCUAUGAUUAUGUUUUUAAGUUGCGAAUCCUGCUUGAAUUCAACAUUAAAUGGCUACAAUUUAUGCAACCACCAAGAUCUCUGAAAGCCAUGAUUAUAUUUCAAUUGGAUUUAUCUGUGCCCAAUGUUUACGAUCUGUCGUAUCAAUUUAUGUCGCAUGUGAAGGCACCUUCUGUCAAAAUGUUCUUGCCUUCUAACACUGCAGAUAAAUUGCUCUUCUUGAUAAAACUGUUUAUUAUUAUUCGUAUUCCAACUUGUGGAAAAAAUAUUCACGUGAUCGUACACAGUGCAUGGCAAACCUUUCCAGCGAUGCGACGUUCAAAGUGUGACGAUCUGUUUCUGAAAUGUCUGUUCUACGUCUUGAAGUUUUUGGGAGUCGCUCCGAUGGCAAUCGACAACAGUCCUGCGCCAGAAAAGGAUAGCCCUCGAUAUGUUCGUUUCGUAGCUUCAAAACUUGGUGUGUUUUACAACGGAAUCAUCGCCUGUCUUACGGUCUAUCCGUCGUACAUGACCGUUCGCUACCUGACCUCCUCGGAAUACACCAAAAACAUCGAGCUGGAGAAGGUCAUCGACGAAGCGCAGUCUACAUUCGCCAUGAUCACGUCCACCUUCAUUAUCGUCAACAUCUGCGUUCGACAGAAAAGAGCCGCUAUACUCGCCAAUCAACUUAGUAGUAUACACAGUGUGAUAAUGGAUCUGGCGAUCGACGUAGGCGACGAUGUAAGAAGAAACACGAUCAUCUCGUACAUCAAAAAGAUCGUGUUCGUCAAUUUAGUAACGACGAUCGUUUGGGUCGCCUCAACUCCUCCGGAAGAAUAUCAGUACCUGAGCUACUUCAUCGUUAUGAGUUUCUACAACAUCAUCAUUCACGCGAUGCUGCUGCAGUACAGCCUUGUUUUGAAGCUUCUUCAGCAGCUCUACCGAUCUGUCAAUGCCGAUUUAUCAUCGCUUCUCAAAAAGUCGUCUUCGAUUUCUGACGACAACAACUGCCACUUGAUGUUGAAGAGACUGAAACAUCUGCGUCAGAUUCACGCGACUCUGUGCCAGAUUUCACAGGAUGUAUCCAAUUUUUACUCGCUACCGAUGUUGUUCUGCGUGACACAUGUGUUCCUCACGCAGAUCAUAUACUGCUACUAUGUCGUAAUGACGUUGAUUGUGUGGAAUAUCAACGAAAAACCAAUCUUGGUGAUAUUGAAUUGUGUGACGCUGGUCACUUUACUUGCCGUGUCGAUGACGAUACUUGUUAGGGAUGCUGGUGUCACUGCUGUCGAGAGCAAAAGCACGGGAGAAAUCGUCAGCGGGUCGAUCGACGACUGUCAGGAUCACGAAAUCGAACGACAGUUGAACGUAUUUUCUAAUUAUUUGCUGCACAAAGAUGUACAUUUUAGCGUGUUCAAUCUUUUUCCGUUGAACGAGUCCUUGUUGAUAUCGAUUGUUGGUUCAAUAACAACGUAUUUGGUGAUACUCCUUGAAUUCGAAGUAGACUCUACUAAAAAAUGA